Betta splendens (Siamese fighting fish) is the source of this 3120-nucleotide messenger RNA. It is a transcript of the gene bend3, whose product is annotated as BEN domain containing 3. Gene Ontology annotation, cellular component: heterochromatin. Gene Ontology annotation, biological process: rDNA heterochromatin formation. The coding region runs from base 163 to 2610 and encodes 815 amino acids. The record is from RefSeq and is a predicted model, not a curated record. Gene Ontology annotation, molecular function: DNA binding. NCBI's taxonomy places the organism in Eukaryota, Metazoa, Chordata, Actinopteri, Anabantiformes, Osphronemidae. The transcript has 4 exons.
GCAGGCGCGCGCCCUGUCACGUCACGUCACGCGAGAAAGCGCAGAACCGGAGCGAGAAAAAAAAAUAACAACAAGAAGAACAGUUUCCUGCGAAUCCAGGACCGCAGACAUGUCCAGCGCGUCGUCAACAGUCCCGGAGGAUCGCGUGGACUCGUAAAGGCUAUGAAUUUCUCUGAGCAUGGAGAAGCUUCAGACAAUGCAAUGCUUGAAAAGGAACAGAAGCAUGUCCAGGACAUUAAAGAGGAGAUGGAGGACAUCGCAAUCUGCGAGCCGCCCGACGGGGUUGAAGGUGGAACUCCGACUGAGGCAGGAAAACGGCCAUCUGCAAAGAUGGGAGCAGACGCAAAGCAGUCCACCGGCAGCAAGAGAGCCAGAGUGUCUGGUGAGACGAGGAAGCACUUGAUAGAUGAAGGCGGCCGACUCGAGCCUCUUUGCCUCACCACAACUGGGGAGAAGGAGUGCAUCCCCGAGAAAUCCAGAGUGUCCUACAGAAAACCCCUCUUCAGCAUCUCCCACCGGAUCUCGGAGAAGAGAAACACGCCAGGUCUGGAGCAGCAGGCCAGUCAUGGAGCUGGGAAUCAGCUGAGCUACAAUAACCUCCUUUCAUCGAAGCUGCAGAGUCAAGAGGAAAAUGGACAACUGGACGCCUUCCCCGCCACAGACGGUUCAGGCCAGGUUUCAGAAGUAGACUCUAAUCUCUACCCACUAAUAGAGAAAAUGUUUUUCAUUUUGAACACGCUCAACUCUAGCAUGACACAGCUGCAUAGCAAAGUGGACUUGUUGACCCUAGAAGUCAUGCGAAUAAAGAAGCAAAUCAAGCCCGCAGAGAUGGUCACAGAGUUCCUGCCUCCUCCGGAGUAUCUCCUAACGAGUGAGGAGUUAAACCAGCUGAUGGAGCAGACGUCCAGUGCUGGGGAGCUUGGGUGUCGACUGCUGGUGCAUCUCUUCCCAGAGCUGUUCAAAGCCAGGGAGUGCUCCCACGAGUGCAUGGCGAGCAAGAGAACACUGGAGUCUUUACAUCUGCAGCUUAUUCGUAACUAUGUGGAGGUAUGCUACCCCUCGGUGAAGAACAACAGCGUCUGGCAGGAUGAAUGCCUCCUUCAGAUUAAUGACUUCUUUAAUCGCUUCUGGGCACAGAGAGACAUGGAAAGUGCUCGGCUGCUCAGGAAGCAGAGAGCCACCGGCGCUGGGAUAAAAGCUGAGCAUCAGCAAACCUAUCAUUUCAUUAACGAGCAGGGUCAGGACGAGCCCGCCUCUCUGGACAACCAGCAGGGCAGCGUGGCCUCGUCAGACCUGGAUACGCAAAACGCCGAGGAGCUGGACGAGUUCUCCUCCCCCGAAGACUUUGUUAUCUUUCUAAUGCACCGUCUGUUUCCGGAGGUCUUUGAAGAGGGGAAGUUGCCAGAAGGGUCCAGUAGUUUCAGUAGCGUGGGGCAGCUUAUUCUGGACUCGGACAAGAUGGAAAUAAUACGAAAGUACAUGGAAACCAAUUUUCCAGAUGUGCCUGAGGAUAACUGGCUCCAGGUGUGCAUCCAGCACAUGGAGGAUGCACUUGAGGGUCCCCACAGUAACGGCAUGGGGAGUGAACCUGACAAUGUCAAUGAUGAGGGCUAUGACCUGGCGAGCCUGCCGGAAGACGUUUCUAUCAUCAGGGUUCCAGAGGUUGAAGAUUACGAAAGACCCAGUCGCAAAUCCAAAAAGUCCCUGCUCACACCUAUACACUUUGACAGUCUGGAGAUCGCGCUGCCUGACUUUCCUGUCCCGUCGGAGUACCUGCUGUCAAAGGAGCAGCUCAAGAACAACUAUGAAUGUAGCUUGUCCAUUGGGAACUUUGCUUCCCGGCUACUGGUGCUUAUGUUCCCCGAGCUCUUCACCCACGAAAACACAAGGAAGCAGUAUAACUGCAGCGGCUCCCUUGGGAAGAAGCAGCUGGACCCCGUUCGCAUAAACCUCAUCCGUCAUUACGUACAGUUGGUGUACCCUCGGGCCAGGAACGACAGAGUGUGGAUGCUGGAGUUUGUGGGGAAACUGGACGAGCGGUGCAGGAGACGCGACACGGAGCAGAGGAGGUCCUACCUGCAGCAGCGCAAGGUGUUCGGCCAUGAGUCGGAGCAGGACCUGCUCUGCCAGCUCAACCAGCUCAACCCUGAUCACAUCAAAGAGGAUUCAGACAUCCCCUCGUUACCUCCCGAGAAAAGUAGCAAGGACUUUUGCAAGAUUCCCCUGGAUGAGCUGACCGUGUCUAACCCGGAUUUUCCCGUACCUUCCGCCUACCUGCUCUCAGACACGGAGGUGCGGGAGAUCGUCCAGCAGAGUCUCUCUGUUGGGAACUUCGCCGCCCGCCUCUUAGUGCGUCUCUUCCCGGAGCUGUUCACGCAGGAGAACCUGCGGCUGCAGUACAACCAUUCAGGGGCCUGCAACAAGAAGCAGCUGGACCCCGUUCGCCUCAGACUGAUCCGUCACUAUGUGGAAGCCGUGUAUCCUGUGGAUAAGAUGGAGGAGGUGUGGCACUACGAGUGCGUGCCAAGCAUCGAUGAACGCUGCCGGCGUCCAAAUCGCAAGAAGUGUGACAUUCUCAAAAAGGCCAAGAGGUCGAGCACGGUGUCCUAGUUCCAGUACUCUGCAGUACACACGUUUUGUUAUAAAAAUAACUGCACGGUACAUAAGCUGAAAACAUGUUGAACUUCUACCAACUGUCCUCUAGGAUGAAGCCAAGCUGUUUCCUGAGUAGUAUUCUGAACUGUAUUUUAUGGUUUCACUACAGCAGUAGAUGUUGUAGUUUCUGUAGUCUUAUAAUUGUUGGAUAAAGAGUUAAAGUGCUUCUAUUUAUAAGCCAAAACUGUCGUAGCUUAUCUAACAUACUUGUUUGAUAAAUGUUGUAGCCUUAAAGCCGUAACAAUGAUAGUAGCUAAUAGCAGAGCUCACACGUUUGCUCUUUGGAUGUAUCACUAGGACGUGAUACGUUUCCACAGCAGUUACUGAUGUAGCAUUGUGCCACCACUGUUUUAAUAACAACGUGCUUAUGUUAAGCCUUCUUAUAGAAGUUUAUAUUACAAAGACAAUUUAACAUGACUAUGGCUCAUGAUAGACUAUUUCUAAUAAAACAACAGUUAUAAAUGA